Gigantopelta aegis is the source of this 2572-nucleotide messenger RNA. Its product is annotated as ranBP-type and C3HC4-type zinc finger-containing protein 1-like. Gene Ontology annotation, cellular component: LUBAC complex. Gene Ontology annotation, molecular function: ubiquitin-protein transferase activity; ubiquitin binding. The transcript is spliced from 12 exons. Gene Ontology annotation, biological process: protein linear polyubiquitination; proteasome-mediated ubiquitin-dependent protein catabolic process. Bases 373 to 2184 code for a protein of 603 amino acids. The record is from RefSeq and is a predicted model, not a curated record. NCBI's taxonomy places the organism in Eukaryota, Metazoa, Mollusca, Gastropoda, Neomphalida, Peltospiridae.
CUUCGAUAGAAUCAAUCCAGUCAUUGUCCUGCAACUGGUACAUCAACGUCUGCGGUACGCUGCGUACUACGCGCUGUCCUCUACAAUAAAGUGCAUAACGUGAUGAAUGAACUCUCACCCGGAAGUGAUCUGUGUAAUGAGACCUUAGCGAAAAAUAGCUGGCUGAACAUAAUUAAGUUAGUGCUAUUCGUCAUAAACAUGAUUCACUUCGUCAUAACUUCCUGGUUUUAGUUUCUGUUUUGAUGAUUAAUUUUUUUUUUAUUCUGGAUUACUAAGACAAAUAUGUACUAACAAAUGAAUGUCAGAUAAUGGAGGAUUACAAAGCUGCUUGAGCAAUCCAGAUUUUGUAAGGAACUUGUAUAAGUUCACACAAUGGCCUCUGUACAUCCACCACUGAUGAAUACGAGUCAGUCCAUUGGGAUGACUGGCAGGGCAACACUGAGAGGCAACAGGUCUGCACCUGUAGAACAGCUGAAGGAAACCUCCAAGAAGCUGGAAGCUGCAAUACAAGCUGGUGACUUGGACAAAGCCAAACAGUUUGCAGAGGAGCUGGCCACGGAAAAGGUCAAGGUCAAUCUAGAGAUAGAUGCGCAGACUUAUGAGAUGCGGUUGAAAGAACAAAGCUUCAGUCUGAAGGUGAUAAUUGAAGACCGGGUGUCAACUGGGACUUGUGUGUAUCUGACCGUGAAGCCUAGUGACACUAUACUUGAUCUUAAGAGAAGGAUGAUGAUUGACUACGACUUCCCCAUUGAAGUCCAGCGGUGGAUAAUUAGUCUUCGUGUCUGCGAGGAUCACAGGACCUUACAACAUUAUCAGGUCAAAUGUCAAGGCUGCACUGCAUACCUCUACAUGAUAACUGCCAAGUCGGUGCAUCUUGACCACGAAAAGCAUGAAAGGAACAGAAAUGAUGCUUUGAAUGGCAUACCAUAUCCUAGUGAAAUGCAAAGUGGAGAUUACAUGACAAUGAAAAACCCAAUGAUGCAUACGAUGCCAACAAAUUUCCGUCAGACCCCUGCAGGCGCAGAUGGAAUGGGAGAAGGCUAUAGUGCAUGGGAUUCUAAACCUACGACACCGAGAAACAGCGGAAAUCUUCCCAGUGGACUCAUGAGUGGUAGCAGUGAGGCACAUGUCGAACCUGUCGUCGAGGUGGCAGGUGGAGAGGAGGUGCCACACCUGUUGACAGCACCCCCGCCACAAGCCAAUCAACAGCAAGUGGGGUGGCAGUGCUCGGCCUGUACAUUAGUAAACAAGCCGACGCGGCCAGGCUGCGAGAUGUGUGGGUCCGAACGUCCAGCUGAUUAUAAAGUACCGGAGGGCUACGUUCUGUCUGAGGAGGAGCGGCGGUGGAUCGCUCAAACACAGGAGACAGAGCGACUAGUUCAAGAGGCAGAAAGAGAACAGGAUCGUCAACAGAUGGAGAUGAGAGCCCAGAACUUCAACCAGAUGUUACAGCUCGAUGGUCAGGAUCUCGUUCCCAACGGAGAACUCUUCGACUGCCCCAUCUGUAUGGAGAGCAUUCCGCCAGGGAACGGGGUCGUCCUGCGAGAGUGUCUGCACAUGUUCUGCAAGGAAUGUUUAAUGGAUGCCGUUCGAUACAGUGAAGAAGCCGGACUGAAGUGUCCAUACCUAGAUGAUGAAUAUUCAUGUGCCACCAUGCUGCAAGACAGGGAAAUCAGAGCAUUGGUACCUGAUGAAAUGUAUGCACGAUAUCUCCAGCGCAGUCUUGACUUGGCAGAAAGCCAGGAGGAGAACAGUUACCACUGCAAGUCGGCUGACUGUCCUGGCUGGUGUAUCUACGAGGACAUGGUCAACUUCUUCAAGUGUCCAAUCUGUUCCAAGGAAAACUGCCUCACCUGCAAGGCCAUACAUGAAGGCAUGAACUGCAAGCAGUACCAGGAGGAUUUGAGGAUACGAGCACACAACGACGUAGCUGCUAAACAAACUCACGAUAUGUUGGAGCGUAUGUUGACAGAAGGCAAUGCAAUGCACUGCCCCAAGUGCAAGGUUAUCGUUCAGAAAAAAGAUGGGUGUGACUGGAUAAAAUGCUCCAUAUGCAAAACAGAAAUCUGCUGGGUCACUAAAGGACCCAGAUGGGGUCCCAUUGGUGAAGGAGAUACAAGUGGAGGGUGUCAGUGUCGUGUAAAUGGUGCCAAGUGUCACCCGGACUGCAACAACUGCCACUAACACACUACGUGCAUCUUCGCAUACACCUUGAAGAACUACCAAGGAAAAUAUUUUCAAAAUAUACAAGUUUUUGUUUACUCUUCAUCAUUCAUCACAUGAUUUAAUCAGCACUUAGCCUGUUAGGUGUAUGGUAAUUUGAAAAAAAAAGAGAUCCAGCCAGUACAGAGAAUGAGAGAAGAAACCUGCUGGCCACAUGGUUAUUCAAGUUACAUGUGCAACAAUCAUGUGCUCACCACAAGAACAAGAUCAUGAUAGCAAUCAUACGUUCCGGGCAUAAAAUAUUCUUUUAAAAUUUCAUUUUGUACCCAAAAAUAUGAUUUCCAGUUCAAACAUUAAGGUUAGGGUUAGCGUUUAUGGGUUUGACUCAGAAUAAACAUUUUGGAGUAUG